AUUUCCGGUUUCAUUUUUUCCGCGUCAGUAGCUCUUAUCGGUUGUUUCGAUAGCCGAUGCACAAUGCUGCGUUCUCCAUUUGCUGUAUUGUUCUGUUUAAUUUGUGCUGUAUCAGCUACAGGGCUCGUUCAUGAAUGUAAUUUUGAUGGCGAGAAAACUAAAGCAGUAGCUCUUCAAAAUCUGUCCUCUUUUAGCACUUCCAAUUCGGUGAUGUUCUCCCACACACUUCCGUCAACGAGAACACUGUCUCACUCAUGUGUUGUAACAACGGAGGAUAAAGAUAGUUUUCUUUACGUGAAAGCAAAGACCUCUGGAGAGAAAAAUGGGACUCUUCACAUGACAGUGUACGGUGAAGACGAAUUAUCCGCUUCUGGCCAUCUUGACACUGCUGCGUCGCAUGUUUGGAGCACGUCAAUUUCAUGUCCAAAGUCUUCCGGCCAGAAAUAUUCAGUGUUACUUACUGGAACUCCAGGCUUAAGAUACACGGUGGAAAUCUCUAAAAAUGUCUCGUCUAUAGAUCUCGACCAACCAAAGAGUUUUCGGAUUUCAAGCACUCAACCAGCAGUAUUUCAGUUCAAACCUAGCUCGGAUAUUUCAGAAAAACAACUUGAGAUAACUGUGGAAUCUAGCUCUGAUAUCUCAGCUUAUUUAAAAGUGUCACAUACAUGCAAGGAUGUAGUGAAGAAUAUGAAAGAACUGGAAUACGAUAAAAAAUCAUUGAGGCUGUCAUUUGCGAAAAAGGGCCAAAUCACUCUCUCAAAAGCAUCGUCACCGCCUCUUAAUGAUAGCGGUUUCCCUUGGUUCAUAGGCAUCGCGAUAAAGAGCAAAUCUGAAACAAAAUCUAAAAACGUGACACUGAUUCUAAAAAGCUCGUUUGAUUAUGACUACGCAACUCCGUUCUAUUUCUUAAUAUUUUUGUCGUUUUUUGGUGGUAUUGCAGUGGCGCUAUGGGCGUUAUUUUGCUUCAGGGAGCCAUAUAUACUCGCUACGGAGGAUGAACAAACUGACGACACAGUCAGCUUUUCGGCAUCCAUGGUGGGUAGUCACCGUAUUAAAGACAAUCUUAAGAGCCUGUUUUCAUCUUGCUGGAGCAAGAAAGAGAACGAAGAAGGCGAUGAAUUACGACCAUUGUUACGUAGAAAAAGGGACAGAAACCCUUUGACUUGGAAGGAAUUAUCUAUGGCAAUGAAAAUAGUGCUGUUUAACCACUGGUUCGCCCAAGGACCCAAAACGUUCUCUUACACCACCUGUAUUGUCGGUUUCGUUCUAUUAGUUGGAUCAUUCCAGUAUGUCUUCGAAGACUGGCAACUCAUGAUACAGACAGGCGACAGGGACAAAUGUUAUUACAAUGACUUUUGUUAUAGAGUCAGUGGAUAUGACAUUCCCUUUAACCUCAUGAUAAGUAACCUGGUUUACAUGAUUCACGGCUUAAUCCUGGCCUGGUCGGUGUGGGUGAUGGAAGCUGAGUUAUUCGCCUGGUGCCACAAGCUUGCGCGUAGGAACCAACCGCCAAACAUUCGUCUUCCUCCAGGCCAAGUCGAGUUACCGAAACACAUCUUGAAAUGCCCCAACAUCAACGCUCACAUGGCAAAAAUGACUGUUCCUUAUUUUCACACCAACAGUGUAGAAGAAGCGAUAAUGUUGCAUGCACAAUCGCAUAAAAGAAAGUUCACCUUUUCAAUAGGGUACGCUUUAGCGUGGGGGCUGAUUUUUGAGGGCUGUUUUUCCAUGCUCUAUCACUUUUGUCCGACCCGGUUGACUUUCCAGUUCGAUACAGCUUUUAUGUUUGUCAUUUCAGGAUUGAUUGUGUUGUCAUUGUAUAACGGAAUCAGCUACAAAGAGUGCGUUGUCGGAAAAAGAUUUGAAAAGCCUGUACAAGCCAACAAUUUUUUCCUUUUCUUUUUAGUUCCACUGUAUAUUUUCAACUACUUUGGCUCUCUGUUCUAUUAUUCCCCUGACAGUAUGGGUUUGGUCAUGAAAAUCACAUUUGUAAUCUGUUUGGUUUUUUAUUACAUCAGUAUUCUUUCUUGGGUGGGAAUAAAAUUAUUUUACAACGUUUCGAGAAAAAGUGAUCUCAGAAAACGGGAUGAGGUUAUUAAGGCUGUGAUGUUUUUUGCGAUUCUAGUUAUUGUAUGUAUAGCUCUUCCAUUGUAUUAUGGGAUCAAGUUUGAUUUCCCAGACAUGUUCUUAUUCAGCUGUAUCUCAGCUUGUCUGCUUGCUGUCACAGGUAAAGUUUUGCUUCAGUUCUUUCGGAACACCCGUCGUUGUUGCACAUUUCAAACAUUCAUUUUCCGCUUUUUCCAAGCCUCCUAUAUUCUAGUCACGCUAGGGUUUAUGGGUACUGCGGUUUGGAUUUUUACCGCCAAGGCUACAACAGACAAGACCCUUUCUCCUGAAAAAUCACGUGAUCUUAACAGGAGCUGUGCAGUCGUGAAUUUUUUUGACUUUCACGAUUUAUGGCAUAUCUUAUCCUCAUUUUCCCUCCUGAUGGGAGCAUAUUUAAUGUUGUAUUUAAGUGAAUAAGUCAUUCAAGGCAAGAACUCAUUAAAUAUCAUGAACUGCACAAAGACUAAUUUAACCUUGUGGGAAUACGGUAUGGCUUGUAAGAAUUAGAAUAGAUUAAAUUGAAGUAAUUCCUUAUUUAGAAGUAGCUUAUUGGACGGGAGGCGAGUUUAGUUGAGAAAUAGCCCAUAUUUUAUAAGAGAACUAUUUUGGCUUUGUUACUUUGUACUGCUUUCUUGUUUGAAGGAGAGAUGACAUUUUGAUCAAAGUUACUUAAGUUUUAAAGUAGUUUUAAAUGAUAUUGUAAAUUUUUCAAAUUACGUCGAUAGAUCAACAAAGUAUGUUAUGGGAAUUUGUCAAGUACUGAUGCCCUUGAAGAUAAUAUUGUAGAAUAUGUGUUGUUAACAGCAACGUAAAAUACGCUUAAAUUAAACCUGCAUUAAAAUUUUGUUUAAUGAUGAUUUUCAAAAUAAAAUUUAAAAAGAAUUCCUUCAA
Molecule: messenger RNA, 2997 nt
Organism: Stylophora pistillata
Lineage: Eukaryota; Metazoa; Cnidaria; Anthozoa; Scleractinia; Pocilloporidae
Biological process (GO): RNA transport
Cellular component (GO): lysosome; plasma membrane
Molecular function (GO): double-stranded RNA binding; RNA transmembrane transporter activity
Source: RefSeq, a predicted model, not a curated record